Molecule: messenger RNA, 864 nt
Organism: Ilex paraguariensis (yerba mate)
Lineage: Eukaryota; Viridiplantae; Streptophyta; Magnoliopsida; Aquifoliales; Aquifoliaceae
Source: the annotation of a GenBank genome assembly
AUGGGCACCAAUGAGCAAGAUAUCAACAGAAAGAGAAAAAACAGCCAUGACUUUCUACAAUUCUCCGACCUUGACGAAGAAGAAGACAACGAUUUUCUUACCCUUUCCUUGUCUUUUCGUCCAACUACAAGACCUCGACACCUCCCACCACCACCAACAUCAUUUAUUCCUCCUCCGCCGCCACCACCACAAUCAUUCCAAUCAUUACUGUCACAACCACUACCACACCACCCCCUCCAACUCUCACCCUCCCACCCCAUCUACAUUCCACCAAUAUCGGUGCCGUUGGAGUUGCCAUUAGCAUCAAUGAACCGCCAGGACUCAGGCCCGUCGCGGCGAAUUCGCCGAAACCCAACACAAGCUCCACGGGAAGGAAAAAGCGACACCGUCCCCGCCCCAUUUCCAUGGGCAACUACCCGACGCGCCACCGUUCAUAGCCUCAACCACUUGCUGUCAAAUCAAAUCUUCGCCAUCUCCGGCGAAGUCCAUUGCAAGCGAUGCGAGCAACAGUAUGAAAUGGAGUACGAUCUGAGAGAAAAGUUCGUCGAAGUUGGAUCGUUUGUUGUAGAAAACAAAGCCGCUAUGCAUGACCGAGCUCCGAGUGUUUGGAUGAACCCCAUUCUGCCUACUUGCAGGUUCUGUGAACAAGAAAACAGUGCGAAACCGAUCAUUUCGGAGAAGAAGAAGAAGAUCAAUUGGUUGUUUUUGCUUCUGGGUCAGAUGCUAGGUUGUUGUACACUUGAACAAUUGAAAUAUUUUUGUAAGCACACCAAAAAUCAUAGAACUGGUGCCAAGGAUAGGGUUCUUUAUCUCACAUACCUUUGUUUGUGUAAACAACUUGAUCCCAAUGGACCUUUCAAGUGA